GUUGAUCAUGAAGACUGUGAAAGGCUUCUGCAUCCUUUUCAUGCUGCAUCUAUGCUUCUUUGACUCUGCAAGAACUGGGAAAAUACUUGUAUGGCCUGUGGAUUUUAGUCACUGGAUUAAUUUAAAAGUUAUUCUGGAAGAACUCCAUCUUCGUGGGCAUGAAAUAACCAUCCUAGUACCUUUACCAAAUCUUCUCCUUGAUCAUACUAAGAUUCCUUUUAACGUGGAGAUCCUCCAACUUCCAAUAACGAAAGAAACUCUUAUAGAGGAGCUCAAUAUCAUUCUCUAUACAGCUUCUUUUGAACUGCAGAAUCUCUCAUGGUGGAACAUGCAAGUAGAACUGACAAAAAUAGUAAAGAGCUUUUCAUUAAUAGGCAAAAGGGUAUGUGACAGUGCUGUCACAAACAAGGAGUUACUCAACAGGCUGCAGGCAGCAAAGUUUGAUGUCUGUAUUGCAGACCCGUUAAGCUUUUGUGGGGAGCUGGUGGCUGAGCUCCUCAGUAUUCCAUUUGUAUACACGUUUCGGUUUUCCUAUGGUUAUGUCUUGGAGAGAUUGUGUGCUGGACUUCCUAUGCCUUCUUCUUAUGUUCCUGGCAGCAUGUCAAGACUGACAGACAAGAUGACUUUUAUGCAGAGGCUGAAGAAUUGGUUAUUGUAUACAAUAAGUGAUGUGCUGUAUUCAUACUAUGUAUUUCCAGAGUGGGAUGAGUAUUACAGCCAAGUUUUAGGAAAACCUACCACAUUAUGUGAGACUAUGGGAAAAGCUGAAAUGUGGUUGAUUCGAACCUCCUGGGAUUUUGAAUUUCCUUACCCUUCCUUGCCUAAUUUGGAAUUUGUUGGAGGACUGCACUGCAAGCCCGCGAAGCCCUUACCUAAGGAGUUAGAAGAGUUUGUUCAAAGCUCUGGAAAAGAUGGAGUCAUUGUGUUUACUUUGGGGUCAAUGAUCAAGAACCUCACAGAAGAAAGGUCUAAUAUGAUUGCAUCAGCCCUUGCCCAGAUUCCACAGAAGGUUCUGUGGAGGUACACAGGGAAGAAACCAGAAACAUUAGGAGCCAAUACUCGGCUAUAUGAAUGGAUUCCACAGAAUGAUCUUCUUGGUCAUCCCCAAACCAGAGCUUUUAUUACUCACUGUGGAACCAAUGGGAUCUAUGAAGCUGUUUACCAUGGGAUCCCUAUGGUGGGAAUUCCCAUGUUUGGUGAUCAGCAUGAUAAUAUUGCUCGUCUACAAGCUAAAGGGGCAGCUGUUGAAUUAAACUUGCACACAAUGACGAGUUCUGAUCUGCUUAAUGCUUUGGAGGCAGUUAUUAACAACCCUUCCUAUAAAGAAAAUGCUAUGAAGUUAUCAAGAAUUCACCAUGAUCAACCUAUAAAGCCCCUGGACCGAGCAGUCUUCUGGAUUGAGUUUGUCAUGCGCCACAAAGGAGCCAAGCACCUGCGGCCAGCUUCCCACGACCUCACCUGGUACCAGUACCACUCUCUGGAUGUGAUUGGGUUCCUGCUGGCUUGUGUGGCAACUAUUAUAUUUCUGGUCAUUAAAUGUUUCCUGUUUUGUUGCUCAAAGUUUGGUAAAACUGCAAAGAAGAAAAAGAGAGAGUAGUGGUUAUUGUUGUCAUUGUCGUUUUAACAAUUGAGCUGGAAGAAUGUAGGAUCCUUCUGAAUUAAUCCGGCCACUGAUUUGAACAGAUUCCUCUUCCAGGUUCUUUUCCCCUUUUCAGCUUGUCAGGUGAAGAUCAAAGGCUCACCCAAAAAGAGGCUACAUAAUUUAGAAUUGAGAUUUAAAAUAAUCUGUUCUUAUGAUAAAUAAAUACAUGGAAUUUUCUACCA
Phacochoerus africanus (Common warthog) is the source of this 1824-nucleotide messenger RNA. RefSeq names its product UDP-glucuronosyltransferase 2C1-like. The coding region runs from base 8 to 1597 and encodes 529 amino acids. NCBI's taxonomy places the organism in Eukaryota, Metazoa, Chordata, Mammalia, Artiodactyla, Suidae. Gene Ontology annotation, molecular function: UDP-glycosyltransferase activity. The transcript has 6 exons. The record is from RefSeq and is a predicted model, not a curated record.